CGACACCAUCCUAGCGCAGGAGUCGGAGAGGGGCUCCACGAUAUAUGCCGUGAGGUUCAGAGGCUAGAGGCAGUGUUGCUGAGGUCUCGUCGAAAUGAGGACGCUGGCUCUUAUGUUAUGGGUGGCGCUUGCUAUUGCAGCGACCAUCGCCCUACCCGUUAAGGACACAGAAUUAGCUGAUGUAUCCCGAGAAAAACGAUCACCGACCGGCUGGCACUCCGAGCCCGAGGGAGUCUGGGAGAAGAAACUGGUGUGGAAGGAGGAUUGGAAACAAGUCUGGAAAACUGAGAAAAAACUCGUCUGGAAAACUGAAUGGAAAAAAGAGAAAGUACCCGCCUGGAAAACCGAACAAGUUCAACAAUGGAAGGAGGAACAAGUCCCCGCGUGGAAAGUAGUCCAGAAACCGAUCUGGAAGGAAGUACAAGUGCCCAUUUGGAAGGAAGUCCAAGUUCCCGACUGGAAGAAAGUCUGGAAACCAGUGUGGAAGGAAAUCCAGGUGCCCGUCACGAAAGCUGUACAAGUACCCGAGUGGAAACAAAACUUCGUUCCCGAAUGGGUUAAGGAAGGCGUUCCCGGAGAAAAAUAUUUAGGUAAGGACGACCACGGUUGGGAAUACACCAGUCACGAUCUAUGGAGGAAGAAACUCAUCUGGAAACCAGUGUGGAAGAAAGUAUGGAAAACCGUGCACAAGCAAGAGUGGGUCACCGAAAAGAAAUUGGAAUGGAAAGAAGAAUGGAAACAAAUCUGGAGAACGGAGAAGAAACAAGCUUGGGUAACAGAGAAGAAACAGGAAUGGGUUGAAGAGAAGGUUCAAGUUUGGAAGACUAUCAAGAAGGAAGUCUGGGUUCCUGUACAGAAGAAAAUCUGGGUAGAAAAGUCCAAGGAGGUUCAAGUACCAGUCUGGAAAACAAUCGAAGUGCCGGCGUGGAAAAAGGUAUGGAAACCAGUAUGGCAAAAGGUCUGGGUUCCUGUACAUCACGACCACCAUCACGAACACCACGGAUGGGACUAAUGUUAGGUAGGAACCAAGCUAUUUUGUACAUAUAGAGAUACGCCAAACAUAGUCAUUUGUUAACUAAUGUUACCAUUACCGAGGUUUUGUUUAAAUUGUAUAGUUUUCAAUGCCCAAUGCCACCGGUAAUUAUUUGUAUACCAAAAACUCUAGUAAGGUGGUUGCACACUUUGUUGCAGCGUAACAACUAUAAUACACUGAAACCGAACAAUAUAAUUACAGGAUUUCGAAUACGCAUAUUAACAAGGUUGUAAAGCUUGCAGUUACGUGUACAAUGUACAUCCACCUUUAGUGCACGCAAAGGUGAAUGGAUUUGUUCCUGACUUCGAAACGUUUUCGCUCUAUGUUUACACUUCUAAGGUUUGUGGUCAUACAUUCUUACGUAUGAACAAAUAGCGGUAUCCAUCUCCCUAUUGUUAUAGUUAUAAAUAGCGAAUUUUAUUGCGAAUGCGAUGUAUUUAGCUUUGCGUGCGCCUAGAGAAAUGAUAACCAAAGUCAUUUAUUUCUGAAUUCGAUACAAUAGCUAAUGAUUGUAAUUUUUUGGAUAUUCGGCAUUGAGUCGAUCCGUUUAUUUAAGGACGUAACACGUUGUAAGCUGUAUAUAUAUUUUUAGUCACUAAUAGAAGAUUUUGUAGCCACAAUUCAAUUUACGCGAAUGUAAAUUUGAUUGUGACUUCCUUAUCAUGUCUUUAAUUAACAUUUCUUUUUAUGGAGGCUAAAUUAAUAUUUACUAAAUUCUAAUACGAAAUUUAUCAAAUUGAACCAAUUAUAUAUUAGAUAAAAAACGAAGAAGUCAUAUGUAUUGUCUCUUGCAUAUCCAUUUGUAUUCGAUACUUUAUAUUUGAGAUACCACCUAAAAUUUCAACAUUUUACGUUUGUCAAAUUUUAUCUUUUAUCAAAGAUUUUUAUUUUUUUAUCAUAUUGAUAAGUUUACCAAAAAAUGUACGUGUGUCUAUCUAUAAUACCUUACUUGUCGACGUUGUCGUGCUGUUGAGUACAAUAAUUAUUAACAUUUACGUACUUUUUGAGAUUUUAUACAAUAUACGAAGUUUAAAUA
This is a messenger RNA of Colias croceus (clouded yellow), 2069 nucleotides long. Its product is annotated as golgin subfamily A member 6-like protein 6. The record is from RefSeq and is a predicted model, not a curated record. The transcript is spliced from 2 exons. NCBI's taxonomy places the organism in Eukaryota, Metazoa, Arthropoda, Insecta, Lepidoptera, Pieridae. Bases 95 to 1012 code for a protein of 305 amino acids.